AAGGAAGAUGGCUCCGCAAGAAAAAUUUGAAACGACUGCUCGAGUGGACGGUAAUCGCGUCAGCACUGUGACAGAUUGCCAAACCUCCUCGACCACGGAAACACAUUCGAAUAGUCGGAACAUGAAGGAAAAAGACGAAUCGAGGGACAUGGACUUCGACGAGCUGUUGCCCUACGUCGGGGAGUUCGGUCUCUACCAAAAGAUUCUAUUCCUCCUGAUGAUCCCUUUCGCCUCGUUCGUCGCCUGGGUGUAUUUCUCGCAAAUAUUCAUCACCCUCGUGCCCGACGAAUAUUGGUGCUGGGUUCCAGAACUUGAGAAUCUCACCGUCGACCAAAGACGUUCGUUGGCGAUACCGAUCGGUCGCGAAGGUUACUCGAGAUGCAGCAUGUACCAUGUAAAUUACACCGAGAUCCUGAUAAAUGGAAAUUACGUGCCGGACCCGUCGUGGCCAACAAAAGCUUGCCAGUACGGUUGGGAGUUUAAUUACACCAGCGUCCCUUACGCAACCGUAGCCACCGAGUUAGGAUGGGUGUGCGAUUACAGUGCUUUACCAACCACCGCGCAGAGUAUCUUCUUCAUCGGUGCCAUCUUUGGAGGACUGAUUUUCGGCUGGAUAGCCGAUCAGUAUGGCAGAAUACCAGCUCUGAUCGGAGCGAAUUUAAUGGGUUUCUUGGCGGGAGUCGGCACUGCGUUCACUUACUCCUUUUGGCAGUUCACACUGUGCCGAUUCUUCGUUGGAUUCGCUUUCGACAAUUGCUUCACUAUGAUGUACAUAUUAGUACUGGAAUACGUUGGACCAAAAUGGCGGACGUUCGUGGCGAACAUGUCGAUAGCUAUGUUCUUCACGUUCGCAGCCUGUGUUUUACCCUGGAUCGCCUACUUUUUGGCUGAUUGGAGAAUGACCUGCAUCGCGACGUCGGCUCCUCUUGUUCUGGCAUUGGCGACGCCGUGGUUGGUACCGGAAAGCGCUCGUUGGCUCGUAAGUCAAGGUCAAAUAGACAGAGCCAUCGGUAUCCUCAACAAAUUCGAGCGAGUAAACGGCACGAAGGUGCCCGAGGAUGUCUACAAACGAUUUCGGGAAACCUGUGCUAAAAUCUGCAAAGAGGAGGAAGCGGACAGAACAUACUCGGUGCUGGAUUUAUUUAAGACUCCGCGAUUGAGGAACAUCACCAUUCUGUUUAUCGUUAUAUGGAUGGCGAUCUCUCUGGUGUUCGACGGUCAUGUGAGGAACGUCGAUAACUUGGGCUUAAACGUCUUCGUCACGUUCACUAUCGCCGCGGCGACCGAGUUGCCCGCCGAUACGUUUCUCACAGUUGUUCUCGACAGAUGGGGUAGAAGAUGGCUGGCCUGUGGCUCGCUGGUCAUUUCCGGGAUUUUCAGUAUUUGGGCUUCCGCCGUUUCAAGCAACAUCUAUUCAGCCACUCUGGCCAUUCUGGGUCGAUUUUGGAUAAAUAUAUCGUACAAUAUCGGUCUCCAGUACGCGGCUGAGGUGUUACCUACCGUCGUCAGAGCUCAGGGUGUAGCUUUGAUACACAUAAUGGGAUACGUAGCGAGCAUUUUGGCACCUUUCGUGGUGUACCUUGACGUGGUCUCGUCGAUUCUCCCUCUUCUGGUGUUGGGCGUCAUUGGAAUCGCUGGCGGCCUUAUCACUUUGUUUUUACCAGAAACGCUGGACAAGGAUCUUCCGCAAACGCUGCAGGACGGCGAAAACUUUGGUAGAGAUCAGAAAAUGUGGGACUUCCCUUGUAUCAGCAGGAAAAACGUGGACGUGGAAACGUCAUCGGCAAAGUUCAAGUCCUUCUCUCGGGGUAGCGUGAGGAAUUCGAUGAGGGCUUCUCUUCGUGGCGAAACGCUGAGGAGCAGCAUGAUACGAAAAUCGAGCGUGAGGUCGAGAAAGAGCAACAAUUCCGUCACGGAAGUGGAGAGAUUAUAAUUGAAAGCAAACGUAGCAGCUGCCCGUGUCUUUCUAAAAUCCACGUUGUUAGAGUCUAACGGUACAAUUUCGACAACCUGAUCUAAUUAGGCUCUGCUUCCGCGUUGUAGAAGUAAACGUUUAGCCUCAGCGUCGUUAAGAUUUCUCUCCUCCUUCCAAUAGCUCCCAGCGACGAUGAACUUUCCGCGUAGAUGAAAACUUUUCCGUCAGCUGUGUCAUGUCGGUGACGAUAAAACUGCAAAUUUGUAACUCGUUUCGAGCAGACGCGGAGCGGAUCGAGGUUGAAAUAACUUGGCCAGCGCUUGUCGACGCGCGAGCUUGUAUCCUGUACAUAUACGUGUAAAAAUUUCUAGGUCGACGUAUUAGAAGUCGCUCGUGCCGCGAGCAUGCACGCGAAUGUCACGAACGCGAACGAGCGGCGCGUAUUUUUAUUUUUACUGUAAGCCAAUCGCCGGUAUUUUCUAAUAAAAACGUCGAAGAACA
Messenger RNA from Hylaeus anthracinus, 2416 nucleotides. RefSeq names its product organic cation transporter protein. Gene Ontology annotation, cellular component: membrane. The transcript has 8 exons. The record is from RefSeq and is a predicted model, not a curated record. The coding region runs from base 8 to 1933 and encodes 641 amino acids. Gene Ontology annotation, biological process: transmembrane transport. NCBI's taxonomy places the organism in Eukaryota, Metazoa, Arthropoda, Insecta, Hymenoptera, Colletidae. Gene Ontology annotation, molecular function: transmembrane transporter activity.